Penicillium oxalicum is the source of this 711-nucleotide messenger RNA. RefSeq lists its product as uncharacterized. The coding region runs from base 1 to 711 and encodes 236 amino acids. Lineage: Eukaryota; Fungi; Ascomycota; Eurotiomycetes; Eurotiales; Aspergillaceae. The record is from RefSeq and is a predicted model, not a curated record. The transcript is spliced from 2 exons.
AUGUCAUACACCUCCUACUCGGAGGCGCGCAUGUCGCUGCACUCCAAGGCCUCGCAUUCCAAACCGCGCAAAUCCAUGCGCGCUCCCGUGCGUGAAAUCGCCUUCCGACCCGAAUCCAUCGCCGCCGCCAAAACCACGCUCGUCCUACGACCACACGGCAACGCCGCCUCCAAUGCCGCCUACCUCAUCACCACCGAGGACCACAUUCCCGUAUACACGGUCUCAGGUCGCAAAUCCGGAGACCGCGUCUGUCGUGAAUUCUACGACCCGUCGGGACUACCGCUCUUCGAGCUGCACACCAAGACGAUGCUGGGCCGACCGUUGUCGUGGUUCAUCACGAUGCCCGGGGGCGGAUCGGAUAUGAAGAUUGCAGAGGGCCAGCCGCGCUGGGCGGGGACGCAGAAGUCGAUGGUGUUUUCGUUUCGAAAUAUGGCGGCGGUGGAUAAUAAGAGGGAGGAGGAGAAGAAUAUGAGUUUGCUGGUGACGUCGACUGGACAGGUAAUGGCGCGGUACGAUAUUAUUGAUGGGGAUCGGAGAAUUGCUGGGGUGAAUGAGAGUAUUCAUCAUAACGAGACGCUGGCUUUGAUGCCGCAGUCUCGGCGCAAGAGUCUUCGACCGGCAAUGGAUUUGACGGUGGUGCCGGGAGUAGAUACUUUGUUGAUCGCGGCAAUUGCAGUCAUCAUGUUUGAGUGGACGUAUGGUGCGGAGUGA